This is a messenger RNA of Sardina pilchardus (European sardine), 4435 nucleotides long. RefSeq names its product metallophosphoesterase 1 (gene mppe1). Lineage: Eukaryota; Metazoa; Chordata; Actinopteri; Clupeiformes; Clupeidae. Gene Ontology annotation, cellular component: endoplasmic reticulum-Golgi intermediate compartment. The coding region runs from base 604 to 1761 and encodes 385 amino acids. Gene Ontology annotation, biological process: endoplasmic reticulum to Golgi vesicle-mediated transport; GPI anchor biosynthetic process. The transcript has 9 exons. The record is from RefSeq and is a predicted model, not a curated record. Gene Ontology annotation, molecular function: phosphoric diester hydrolase activity.
GAUGACUACGUGCCUUUAUGUGCUGUGCACAGCGGCAGCGCAUAAAAAUGCAGCGGUAUGACAAAGAAGGGAUGUAGAAAAACACACCAGAGAAUGACAAUUCAAUGAUGCGUCAGGAUAUGUUGCCCGACCGGUUCCGCGGGCUGGUACAUACCUCGUUUAUUCCUUGUUUGGACGGUUUCUUUUAUAUGCAUCAAUCUGUUGGCUGAUGCUGUAUGUCAGGAUUGUGAGAAAAUGUGGCUUGUAAAGAUAACCAGCCGGUCUGCAUGUCUCUCUUUUGUGCUCGACUGUUCGUGAUACCCUGCAUCUUUGGACAAAAGGGACAUUUUGGAUUUGUUUUUAAUCUGUUGUGCUUCUGGGAUGGACUCGCCAGCCAGCCCGCUUACUGGCUAAGUAAAUAGCCUACACGUGAAACCAAUUGCAGACCAUCUCUGGUCCGAUAUGACCCGUAGGCUACUCUCCUCUGAAAAUGAUGAUUUUUUAGAGUGACUUUUUUUUGGUAUGAUAUAAUCUGACUGGGAUAUUAUUUUCCGCGGAAUUGCCUAUAUGGGUCGAUUAUAUGCUGCCGUCUGUAAAGAUCUGCUGUAGGUUUUGCGCUCAGACAUGUUCGGAUCGAGUGUGAAGUGCAGAUGGAGUUUCACUCUCUCCAUGGUUUUAUCAGUCUGUAGUGUAUUCAUUUUCUGUGAAUAUUUGAUAUACUUUCCGGCAAUUAUGCAAUGUUCGUGGCCCGAAAUGAAGAACGACAAAAUCUCUCAGUCACCUUUACGGACUUUGUUUUUAUCGGAUACACAUCUUUUGGGAGCCAUAAAGGGCCACUGGUUCGACAAACUGAGACGAGAGUGGCAGAUGGAGCGAGCAUUCCAGACAGCCCUGUGGAUCCUGAAGCCGGAGAUCAUCUUCAUUUUGGGAGACAUCUUUGAUGAGGGGAAGUGGAGUUCCACCAAGGACUGGGAGGAUGACGUGAGGCGUUUCAAACAGAUCUUCCGACACCCGAGUGACACCGAGCUCGUUGUCAUCAUCGGUAACCAUGACAUCGGCUUCCACCAUGAAAUGACCUGGCACAAACUCCAACGCUUUGAGCAGGUGUUCAACGUCACCUCUGCGAGGAUUCUCAGCCGCAGAGGAGUGAACUUCGUGUUGGUAAAUAGCAUGGCGCUGCACGGUGAUCACUGUCCCAUCUGCCGGAGUGUGGAGAACGAGCUCCAUAGGCUCUCGACAGCGCUCAACUGCUCCAUGCAGGAGCAUCAAUCGGAGAGCAUGAAGAGGCGUUGCCAGGAGACGCAAACGUUCCCUGCAACCCUGCCCAUCAUAUUGCAGCAUUACCCUCUGUACAGAGAGAGUGAUGCAGAAUGCACAGGACUGGAUGCUGCUCCCCUGGAAGAGCGCCACCAGCUGUUUCAAGAGCGCUAUGACGUGCUCUCCCAAGAGGCUUCCCAGAGGCUGCUGUGGUGGUUCCAGCCCCGCCUCAUUCUCAGCGGUCACACUCACAGUGCCUGUGAGGUUGUCCAUGACGACAAGGUGCCGGAGAUCAGUGUUCCAUCCUUCAGCUGGAGGAACCGAAACAACCCCAGCUUCAUCCUGGGGACGUUCUCGCCGACGGACCACCGUCUCUCCAAGUGUUUCCUGCCGGAGGAGAGCAGCGUGAUCGCCCUCUACUGUGGCAGCGCCAUGGCACUGCUGCUGCUGGCGCUCGGCCACUUCCACCUGUUCAGGAGCGCGCUCAACCUCAGCAGCCUCAUAGACAAGCACAAGCCCCUGUGAGCUCCCCCUCCACCACUGCAUACCAGAAGCCCGAUGGAGGAGUUCAAACCUCUGUGAUAUCCUCCCUGAGUCCAUACCAGAAGCCUGAUGGACUGUGAUAUCCUCCCUGAGUCCAUACCAGACGCCUGAUGGAGGAGUUCAAACCUCUGUGAUAUCCUCCCUGACUCCAUACCAGACACCUGAUGGAGGAGUUCAAACCUCUGUGAUAUCCUCCCUGAGUCCAUACCAGAAGCCUGAUGGACUGUGAUAUCCUCCCUGACUCCAUACCAGAAGCCUGUUGGUGGAGCGCAAACUUCUGUGAUAUCCUCCCUGAAUCGAUAUGAAAAGGCAGUUGGGGGGAAGCACAAGCCCCUGCCCCCUGCCCUCCAUCCUUGAUGAGUCCCUGUGAUGCCUCUCCCCCUCCAUCCCUCCCUGACUCCAUACAAUAAGCGUGAUGGAGGAGUACAAGUCCCAUGGACACCCUCAGAAAUCCCACUGAGAUGCCCAAUGGGGUGCACAAACCCGUGACAUCCUCCCCGACUCCAUAUGAAAAGGCUGUUGGGGAAAAACACAAGCCCCUGACCUGGCUCCCCCCUGCAAUGCCCCUCCCCCAUCAUCCCUCCCUGACUCCAGAUGAAAAGGCUAUUUGGGGAAGCAGAAGCUCCUGUGAGCUCCUCCCUGACCUUCGGAAUGCUCUGACUAAGAUGACCUUUUCGCUGUUUUGGGAUGCCCAUGUCCGUGGGAGUAGCACAAACCCCACGUAGCGCGUAUCCCAACUGCUUAAAGUAGACUGGACUGGCUACCAUCGCUUCAGUAUAGAGAUGAGAAGAUGAGAACCUCAGCCGCCCAUCACUGACUCUUACAGUCAUUUCCUGUGCAUUAGCCGCAUUGUGUAUAAGCCGCAGGACAGUGUUUCAUGCAAGUUAGAAGACACAAAACCAUAUUAAUAAUACCAUAUUAACUGCCUCUGUAUAUUAACCUCAUACCUGAAGAAAUUUAGCAAAAUCAAAGUAAGUAAGCCACGGCUAAUAGUUGGGAAAUUACGGUAGUACACUUGCAUGAAAUGACUUAAAUGAAAUGUAGUCUUUUCAGGGGCUGAUGGGGGAAGCAAACAUCCUCUCUAGCCCCUCACCUACUCAGACUGAAACAGCCUGUUCUGUAGCGUGAUGGAACUUUAAACUUCAGCCUCCAGAUGGAGAUGGUCAGUCAGCUCCACCCUGUAACCCCUCCACCCACAGCACAGAGUGGAGCUGUAACUCCUCCACCCACAGCACAGGGUGGAGCUGCAGCGCUAAGGCAUUAGCGCUUGUUUCAUGCUUCAUUUGCACCUUUAAAACAUUGCAGCGUAUGCAUGCACAGACCACACAAGCUGCGCUUUUGUAACUCAUGCUGCACAUAAGUUUAUGGGAAGGUCGAGAAAAAGUAUUGCGUAAAAACAAGGGAGGAGAAGUGUUAGGAGUGAGUGAUUGAUUAGAUAUUCCGGCUGCGGCACACGUAUGAAAACAGCACACCUAGACUUGACUGUGAAUCCUUUCCACCUUUUAAAAGCAGAUGUAAUCCAGAUUGCAGUUAAAUGCCGUAGAACUAGUCGUCAGAGCACCAGUGCUUCUUUAAACCAUGUCAAAAGGAACUUUUACGGUCACCUUUUCACAUCAUGCACUUUCCAAGGCUAUGCCUGCUGGAUCAUUAUGUUUAUGUUGAUGUUUUUAAGCAGAUGCUGAGGUCCAAAGCAACGUAGGCCUACAAUCAUAACAUACAUGGUCAUAAACAAUUAACAGUUUAAAGUGGUGAUAGACCUGUAGCCUAGACCUACAUCAAAGCCCAUUGAUGUCCAUUUCCGAAGCCCAGCAACGUGUUAUUUCUUUAAAACUGAGUAAACAACUGCAUUUAUAGCCCUUGCUUACAAGAAAGAUGUGUUUGCUGCACUUCUGAAAACUAUUUGGUUUAGAUUUGAAUGCACCAAUUUAAGUUGCAUUUCACUGCUGGUUACGUCCCUGGAAGUUAUUAAUACAGCUGUCAAUCAAUGAGAUCCUUUCCAGACUGACCCGCUGAGCAAGUUCAUAUUUAUUAACAGGUUAGUCGGGGUGUACCUCAGCAGCCUGGCGUUGAAACAAAAGUCCAUGGGUGCCUUUCAACAUCUCUCCUCGAUCCUCGUUCUCACUAAUCUAUAACUAACACCGGAUAGACUAUAUCCAUUGUUGCCGACCCAUCAUUCUUUAUGUAGAUCAGUGAGGACGAGGACCGAGGAAGGGAGGAUGUAUAAAAGACGAAUGAGAGGCACCCCAUGUGUCCUGUGGUUUGGUGACACGAUCCAUGUACGCACAUAUUCAGACUGGGGGUGCUUACCCACUACUUCUUAGUAUUCUUAGAGUAUAUUCAUAACCGUUCAUAGAAAAACCUUAGAGCUACUGUACGUCAAAGUACUAUGGAUGAGUUCUGAUAUAACCUGGAGUUGAAUAUCUGUUUUUUAAGUUUUGUUAAGAAAUUGUUUUAUUUAUUGGAGAUUGUGUUGAAGAAACAUAUUUAAGAUUUAAACCUUAAAGUCAAAUGGGAUUUGGCUUCCUUAUGGUUUACAUUUACAUUUUUAUUUAUUUAAUUGAAAGUUGUGUUGUUGACCAAUUUGCUGAUGAAAUCAGGUUGUAAAUUUUAGUUUGAUUGGUUCAAACAUCAUACAAUAAAAUAUAUUUCUAUACAA